Messenger RNA from Pogona vitticeps (central bearded dragon), 1758 nucleotides. The record is from RefSeq and is a predicted model, not a curated record. Lineage: Eukaryota; Metazoa; Chordata; Lepidosauria; Squamata; Agamidae.
AUGUGUCGCAAAAAGCCUGCUUCUGCCGAGGUUGGCAAGCCGACCAGGGGGCAGAUUACCCUGGAGAUGAAGAAAGAAAUCAUCAGACAGUACGAUGGAGGCAAGCGCAUCGUGGCCAUCGCCAGGGAGUACGGCAGGAAUUCAUCCACCAUCGGCACCAUUGUGGCAAAGAGGGAGAAGAUCCUUGCCAAGGAUGCAGCCAAGGGAGUCACCAGGAUCGCUAAGAACCAGCCAGCUGUCCUGGAGGAGGUGGAGAAGCUCCUGGUCAUGUGGAUGCAGGAGAAGCAGAGUGCAGGGGACACCGUGACUGAGCCUGUCAUCUGCGAGAAGGCCAGGGCCUUGUACACAGACCUCGUGGAGCAACAGCCCGGAACAUCAGCUGAGCCUGAAGAGUUCAAGGCAAGCAGAGGCUGGUUUGAACGAUUUAAAAUCAGAUCUGGCAUCCACAGCAUGGUGAGGCAUGGAGAGGCUGCCAGCUCCAACGUUACUGCAGCUGAGGACUUUGCCGUGGAGUUCCUGGAGGUCGUGACGACAGAGGGCUACCUUCCAGAGCAGGUCUUCAACUGUGAUGAGACUUGUCUGUUUUGGAAGAGGAUGCCCAAUAGAACCUUCCUGACCCAAGAGGAGAGCAAGCUGCCUGGCCACAAGCCCAUGAAGGACCGUCUGACCCUCUUCUGUGCCAACGCCAGCGGGGACCUUAAGAUCAAGCCCUUGCUGGUCUACCAUUCUGAGAAUCCAUGGGCUUUCAAAAAGCACAAGGUGGACAAAGCCCAGCUGAGGGUGAUGUGGCGAUCCAAUGCCAAGGCUUGGGUCACACGCGUCCUCUUUGUGGACUGGGUCAAUCACGUUUUUGGCCCAGCUGUGAAGCGUUACCUUGUGCAGAAGGACCUGCCACUGAAGGUCCUGCUCCUGAUAGACAAGGCUCCUGCCCAUCCUCCAGGCCUUGAGAAUGACUUGCUGCAGGAAUUUGGCUUCAUAAGAAUCAUGUUCCUGCCGCCUAACACUACCCCAUUACUCCAGCCAAUGGACCAGCAGGUCAUUGCGAACUUUAAGAAGAACUACACUAAGGAGUUUUUCUGGCAGUGCUUCAGGAUGACUGAGGGCACCAACCUCACCCUCAGUGAAUUUUGGAAGGAGCACUUUGAUAUCGACGGCUGCCUCAAGAUGAUCACCAGGGCCUGGGACAGCAUCAGCCAGAGGAACUUGAACUCUGCAUGGCGCCCGCUCUGGCCAGACUGUGUGGCUACUGGUGUUUCUGCGCCUGCACCAGAGUCCACAGUGAUGCAGGACAUUGUGGCCUUGGGGAGGAACAUCGGCCUCGAGGUCGCUGAGGAGGACAUCUGUGAACUGGUGGAGGGCCACGACCAGGAGCUGACCACCCAGGAGCUGGUCGAGAUGCAGGGCGAGGCUAUGGAGGAGGAGGAGGAAGAAGACCUAGAGGGGAAACACAUGCCCACCAGGAAACUGAAAGAGAUCUUAGGCCAGUGGCAAAAUGUGCAGACUCUAGCACAGAGAUAUGAUCCGAACACGGCUAAGACACAGUGGUGUUCAAACCUGUAUGAUGAAACGGUCAUGUCCCAUUUCAAAGGGAUGCUGAACAGGCGGCAGAGGCAGCUCACCAUGGACAGGUUCAUCUCGAAGAGGCCGAGACAGGAAAAGGAACCUGCUCCUUCCACCAGUGAAAGCUGUGACUAUGUCUCUCCACUUGCUAUUGCACUGCAGCUCCCAUCAUACCUCACUGUUGGUUAUGAUGACUAA